This is a messenger RNA of Gloeophyllum trabeum ATCC 11539, 1156 nucleotides long. RefSeq names its product ribosomal protein S5 domain 2-like protein. Lineage: Eukaryota; Fungi; Basidiomycota; Agaricomycetes; Gloeophyllales; Gloeophyllaceae. Gene Ontology annotation, biological process: U1 snRNA 3'-end processing; nuclear polyadenylation-dependent mRNA catabolic process; nuclear polyadenylation-dependent rRNA catabolic process. The record is from RefSeq and is a predicted model, not a curated record. Bases 36 to 1052 code for a protein of 338 amino acids. Gene Ontology annotation, cellular component: nuclear exosome (RNase complex); cytoplasmic exosome (RNase complex). The transcript is spliced from 4 exons.
CAGAGAUAGUGCUUUCUUCAAUCGCACCGCCCGUAAUGGCGUCCAUAUCUCUGUCAAAAUCCGAGAAGUCAUAUAUUCAGACGUCCCUGCUCUCUACACCGCCCUUGCGAGGGGACGGUCGUUCGCUACUCGAUUACCGGACCAUCGCCCUAGAGACGGGCAUAGCACCCCUCGCAAACGGGAGUGCCCGCCUGAACAUCGGCAAGCCAACCCACGAAGGUGGAGGCGGGACAGAAGUCCUCGGCGCGGUCAAGCUUGAAGUCGAGGAUGUGGAGAACGGCGAUGGGGUAGACGGUGGGCGCAUCGUGUGCUCAGUUUCAUGCUCUCCCGCCGCGUACCCGCACCUCUCGUCCAACGCCCUGGAUGACCUGUCGUACGACAUGACGACCCUCCUCAACCAAACGCUCUCGCACCCGUCCCUGCACCCGCCCAACCUCUGUAUCCUACCGAAGAAAAAAUCGUGGUGUUUGAACCUGGAUGUCAUCGUGCUGUCCGACUCUGGUAAUGUAUACGAUGCGCUUUUCAUGGCUGCAAGAGCUGCGUUAUGGGACACGAAAGUGCCCAUAACAAGAGCUGUAGAGUAUCAGGCGAAGAGAGGGGGCAAGAACCCUCAGGAGAACACGGAUGUAGAUAUGGAUACAGAGACGGAGCAGCAGAGCGGUUUCGAUACGAGGCACAUCUCGCGUGCUGUCGAUUUCGAGCUGCCGGAUUACUGGGAUGAAGGCGAGACGUUGGCUGGGCAAGAUUUAUGGCCCGUUUGCGUUACACUCAACAUCAUGCCACCAACGUAUUAUCUCGAUGCGACCCCUCAAGAAGAAGCAUCAACGCCAUUGCGACUCUUACUAGCAAUGUCCUUUCCCAAGUCUGCAUCGUCAAGGCUACAAGCGACACGUUUGCUGGGACCCGGGGAAAUUGAAUUAUCGCAAAUCAAAAGGUUGAUUCAGGAAGGAGAGAAGCAUGGGAGAGAGUUGUACUCGGCACUAGAAGCUAAACUGAGGGAAGAGGAUGUUAGGCGUAAUCAAAAAGCAAGAGACAAGUUUGUUCUACGGUAAUGCAUUACCCUUUCUGCGACAAAACAUAUAUUAGGUCAUACCGGCGAAUGUCCUGCCGUUUGAUUUCUUGUCGGCUUGUACUGCUGCAAUGGCUUCCAUUGGUC